Messenger RNA from Lactuca saligna, 678 nucleotides. Lineage: Eukaryota; Viridiplantae; Streptophyta; Magnoliopsida; Asterales; Asteraceae. The record is from the annotation of a GenBank genome assembly.
AUGGGAUUUUGGUUUUUGGGCUUCAGUUUGGGCCAUCUUCUGGGCUUUGUUGUUGUGGGCGUUGUUGGGCCAUCAGGGUUCAAACUCUCUAGAGAUGUUUCGAUCCCUGAAAUCUACCUCCCACAUGGGACCACAGAGGGUUUACUUGGUGGGCCACCCCCCUCGAAACGAACAAUCUUGGUGUUUUUCUCCGGUGGCGUCCAUGGCUACAUUCGUGAGGUACUUCUCAAACAUUGGGAGAAUAAGACGGAAAAUGGCGUCAAAAUUCUAAAAUACCUCCCAAAAGGUGAGGAUUACAAUCAACAGGUGAGAAAGAGCAAGUAUUGCAUUUGUGCUAGUGGAUGGGAAGUUGCAAGCCCAAGAAUGGUGGAAGCUCUUUACAUGGGAUGUGUUCCAGUACUUGUCAAGGAUGAUUAUGCAAAACCAUUUAGCGAUGUUUUGAAUUGGGAUACGUUUUCGGUUGAUAUACCAACAAAGAAAAUCCCACAAUUGAAAGAUAUUUUAAUGGCAAUACCACAAAGGAAGUAUAUAAGGUUACAAAGGAAUGGUGUUCAAGUUCGAAAGCAUUUUGUUGUUAAUUUGCCUCCAAAGAGGUACGACGUUUUCCAUAUGAUGCUUCAUUCGAUUUGGCUUAGAAGACUCAACAUUCAUAUCCGAGAUAUGCACAAUGAAUCAUAA